Poeciliopsis prolifica (blackstripe livebearer) is the source of this 2247-nucleotide messenger RNA. RefSeq names its product kininogen 1 (gene kng1). The transcript has 10 exons. The coding region runs from base 169 to 1257 and encodes 362 amino acids. The record is from RefSeq and is a predicted model, not a curated record. Gene Ontology annotation, cellular component: extracellular region; blood microparticle. Gene Ontology annotation, biological process: negative regulation of blood coagulation; positive regulation of cytosolic calcium ion concentration; negative regulation of endopeptidase activity. Gene Ontology annotation, molecular function: cysteine-type endopeptidase inhibitor activity. Lineage: Eukaryota; Metazoa; Chordata; Actinopteri; Cyprinodontiformes; Poeciliidae.
CUUACUAUUUCUUCUUCGGUGGUAUCGACUUUAAAUUGUUUGUUACCUCAGACUCUCCCAUAUUGUGUCGUGUUCCUGCUAGAGAGACGAACCGUGUCGCGGCCUGAUUACAAAGUAAACCAGCAGAACGCAGAAAGGAUCCUGUUACAAAAGCGGUCACCAACGUGCAUGAUGAGCAGCGCAGUGGGGCUGUUUGCCGCGGCUCUGCUGUGUUUCUGCAGCGCUGCGUUCGGGCAGGCGGGCGCGGACGGCCAGCCAGGCGUUCUGGUUUUCUGUGACGACCCUUCGGUGCAGAAGGCCGUCACCAGCGCCCUGCACGACUUCAACAGCAAGCUGACCGUCGGACAAAAGCUGGCUCUGUUUGAGGUCACAGUGGCCAAGAAGACGGAGGACGGAUCCGACUCCUUGUACUACCUGGAGUUCACCAGCAGGCGGAGUGACUGUCCAGCAGGGGGGAGCAAAAACUGGACAGACUGCGACUAUCUUCCCACUGGAGCUCUGGCAGCAAUUUCAUGCAACGCGACAGUCUACGUGAAUGAGAAAGUAACCUUCACUAAAGAGGUGUAUUGUAAUAUUGACGGCUACAUUUCUGCAGAGAAAGCGAAGUGUUUGGGCUGCCCGGUGGAGAUUGAGGAAAACUCAGAGGACCUUAAAGUUCCUCUUGUAGCAUCAGUGUCCAAGUUUAACUCCAUUUCCAACUCGACUCACCUGUUCGCCAUAAACAGAGUCGGCCAUGCCACUAGACAGGUUGUUGCAGGUUUCAGGUACAAGCUGAGAUUCGACAUGAAGAAAACAACGUGUGCAAAGGCUGAGCACAAAGAUCUCAACGACCUGUGUGUCCCAGAUGAGGACAAUAAGGAGUUUGUAAACUGUAACGCUACCGUGGAUAUGGCACCAUGGAGACUGGAGCAGCCGAGUGUCCUGCUGGCAGAGUGCAGAAGUGGAGCUCUAUCUUUGAUUCGGCGCCGUCCUCCCGGCUGGUCUCCACUCAGGAACCUGGAUGCGCCGUCGUCUCACCCUUCUCCAUCCGUACCAUCCCCCUCCAAGACUCCGGGCAAAGAGGAAUCAUCCGAGGAGGACACGACGGCCUCCAAACCGUCAGCCUCCCCCAAAGCCAAUAACCACCCCUUCCACUGCCCCACCAGCCCCUGGAAACAAUUCAAGCCGGUCCAACCCGUAGCGCCGCCAGACGCCGCCCAGGCCUCCCAGAAGCCGCCAUUGGAGGGAGAUUUUAGUGAUACUGACCUGCUUUCUUAGAUUCUCUCUCAAGAAGCCGCAUUUAUCGUAUGUUGAUAAAAAAAAAAAAUAUUGGGUCUUCAAUGAAUUAGGUUUAACUUUUUCUUCUUGGACACAGGGCUUUAUUGAUGAUUUAAAUCUUCCCACAACUACCUUGGGGGCUAAAGGCUAACUACUUUUAUUGUAACCCCCGUUUCUCUGUUCAUUGGUUCAAAUUAACCAGAUUAUCUAUUUAAAAGUGUUUAUUAGUGAUGUAAUUCAGGCUUUCUGGAGCAAUAGCUGCACCACCAACUGACUCAACGAUAAACGGAAAGACGCUAGCGAGGCUGCUAGCGGUCAAUUACAGCUAGCGAGGCUGCUAGCGGUCAAUUACAGCUAGCGAGGCUGCUAGCGGUCAAUUACAGCUAGAGGCUGCUAGCGGUCAAUUACAGCUAGCGAGGCUGCUAGCGGUCAAUUACAGCUAGAGGCUGCUAGCGGUCAAUUACAGCUAGCCAACUUGUAGAGCUCAUUUAAGUAAGGUCUGAUUCCCAAAGAUCAACUAAAAAUCUAAAAUACACAGUAAAUGAAGAGCAGAAGAAUAAUCAGGGUCACAAUUUGCUGCUGCAGCCAGGCUAAAAUUGGAUAGAAAAUUAACAGAAAAAGUCAAAUUUCAAAUAAAACCUUUUAAGAUCUUUCAAAGUUUCCCACAUUUAAAAGAGAAAAAGAAUCUUAAAAUUAAAUACAUCUCCAUGGAAACAAAGGAUAAAGCAUGGGUGGGUUAUAUACAGGUGUAAGUGUCUUUGUUGUUUGUAUUGCAUGUCCAUCCACUAGGGGGCACUGUUAUGCCAGGAGCAUAUGUUUUUGGGUUUGUACUCUUCUGGGUCUGAUCUGUUCAUGGGGGAAAAAAGUUGAGCAAAGAUACGAGUUAUUUUUACUCACUACCAGGAAGCAACUGCAAGAAUAUACCAGAACAAGAGUUUUAUAUUACCUUCAUUUAAAUAAAGAUGAGUAAUUAUACUCUUAUCAAUUGAA